Pelagomonas calceolata is the source of this 1547-nucleotide messenger RNA. The record is from the annotation of a GenBank genome assembly. NCBI's taxonomy places the organism in Eukaryota, Pelagophyceae, Pelagomonadales, Pelagomonadaceae.
GCCUCCAGCACUCAUGCUCGCACUGCGUCGCUUGGUGAUAGCCUUUGCAAGCGUGCGCCGUCAUUUCGUAGUCUCUCUGGCACCACAACGCGCUUCGCUAACGCUGUGGCUGCUGCGUGACGCUGAAGGCAAGCUCUCUGCACUGCCUCACACACUGCACUGCUUCAACACACCUAGCGCUGCGAGAUCGCAUAGAUAACAAGUACAAUGCCGCAUCGAUGCAUCGCAGUCGCGCUGCACGCCGUCGCCGCGUCGGCAUUGGUCGCGCGGCCGAAGCUCAUCGUCUUCGACCUCGACGCGACGCUCUGGACGCCUGAGUUGUAUAAAUUAAGACGGCUGCCCAACUAUGCAUCGGCCGGUCCGCCCGGGCCCAUGGCUGAUCAAGACGUGAAGCUGUACGCCGGGGCGCGCGCCGCGCUCGAGGAGCUGGCCACGGACGAGGCGUGGAAAGACACGGCGCUUGCCUGCGCCUCGCGGACCAAUAAAGGACCGUGGGCGCGCCAGCUGCUCCGGGACUUCACCGUGGCUGGCCGAUCGUUAGAUGACUUGCUAGAGUACAAGGAGAUCUUCACGGGCGACAAAAUUGCACAUUUCAACAACCUCGAGCAGAAGUCGGAGAUUGAUUUUGGCGACAUGCUCUUCUUUGAUGAUGCGCGCGAUGGGAAGUACGGGAAUUGUGCAAAAGUGGCCCAGAUGGGCGUGUGCAGCGCCCACUGCCCGGAUGGCAUUACGACCGAGGUGUGGACGAACGCCCUCGCCGAGUUCUCGCGGCUGAAGGAGGCCGGGGAGGGCAUGGGAACCGUAGUGGACGCCCCGGGACGCGUGCCGGAGGCACUGCCCGAGGGACUUGUUGCGGCGUCGAUCAAGAUGUUCAGGGACGAGAAGAACUUUGGCUUCGUGCGCGUCGAUGGCGUGAAGGGCGACGUGUUCUUCCACGGCUCUAGUGUAGCAUCGAACGUGGCAUUGGCGCCGGGAAUGAAGGUAAAAGUCAGGAUCGGCGUGGACAGCCGUGGGCGCCGCCAGUGCGACGCCGUCGAAGCCGUCGACGGGGCCGGCGACACGCUCGACGAGGUCGAAAGGCCUAUCUUCUCGAUGAAUAUGCCCUUCGCUGGACUCGUGGCCCAUGGCGUGAAAACUCUCGAGACGCGGAACCAUACUAUGUUUGUUCCUUAUGAGGGUCAAGAGGUGUUGUUACACGUCGGGCGACGAACGUAUCCAGACGGAGGCGUGCAUCGAGAGAUCCUCGGACGUAGCCUUGAUGAGGCGGAAAUUGACCGCGUGACGUCAUUACCCUCAGGAUUCUCGCGCGGCCAGGCUGUAGCCGUCGUCCGCGUCGGGAAGACGGAAUUGAUUGCGGACGAGAGCGAUCGCUGCGCGCCCGAGGUCGAAGCCGGGGCGUGCGCGACGGGACAGGCGAUGGGCCGAUACGUCACGACGAUCACCGACGCGCGAUGGCUGGGCCGGGGCGUGCCAAUGCGUGGGCAGCCCGGGGUGUUCGCGGCGCGGGUGCCGAGGAGUGUUCUGUGAGACUAAACAGUAAGUUAUUU